AAAAAAAAGAAUUUUUUUUUUUCAUUUCCUCACUUCAACCAUGAAGCGCAAGAAACAAGAAUACCGACUGUGUUGCUGUCAAUGGCUGUUAUGGUAUGACUACGUCAACGCUGCGAGGAACGUGCUGGAACGGCUCAAGAGCGGGUUGAAUGGGAAGCUCAGAGUGAAACGGCUGAAAGCGCGACGAGGUUUGCAAGCAAGGCAGAAAAAAAGGUAGCUAGAAAUACUCGGGGUUACGUAGCUAGCUACAUCCACAUAUUCAGGCAUAGAGAGCGUAGUAGGACAUUCUCACUGCCAUCAGUAUAAAAAUAUAUCGAGCAAAAUGGAGAAGAAGUUCGCACAAAGGAUGCUGCCUAAGUGGCUUGGAUCCGGCGUGUUUCGUGAGAAGACACUCUACUUCUGUUGUACUACAGUCGCCGACGUGGGGAAACGAAUUAAACAGCUAGAGAUGCGCCGGCCCGAGAGUGCGAUGUUCCGCCCUUCUGCGGUCUGUCCUUUGUCUCAAGAUAACGCGGACGACGAGAAGCUGCAGCAGUCAUUCGCAGACGGCUAUAACCGAAGCUUUGAUAAGACAUCUAAGAUGUUCAACUCAAGACGUCCAUGCACUCGUCGCAGUCCAUCUUCGCGGCGGUCGUCUUGA
Molecule: messenger RNA, 640 nt
Organism: Phytophthora nicotianae INRA-310
Lineage: Eukaryota; Oomycota; Peronosporomycetes; Peronosporales; Peronosporaceae
Exons: 2
Coding region: 323-640 (105 amino acids)
Source: RefSeq, a predicted model, not a curated record